AUGACUCGUGUAGGACAAAGAUGGCACGCUUUAAAAGCUAUCCUCAACAUCCGCUUCGGCCUCGGCGCCGCCAAGUUGCCUCCCAAUGUCACAAGGAUACACAUGGAGUUCGCCAGGCGCGUGAACGGCGGCCACUACGGACCCAAGAAAUUCUGGCGCGACAUGCUCCCCCGCCUAAAAUACUACAAUCCCGCCAUCCCAAUGAUUGUAAACCGCAAAAACAACAACGAAGGCGCAGCAAUCAUGUCCGUCUACUUCUCCACCACCGGCGAACCCCUCGAACCCUCCACCCUCCCGCAACCCCCCUCCAGCGCAAUCGACAACUCAAAGGCCCCCGCACCCCUCGAAGGGCUAGAGCGCGUCGUCAAGAUCGACAUGAAGAACAAGCACUCGGAAGAAAUCUACGAACACUUUCUCCAAGAGACCAAAGCAGAGGCCGUGCUGCCCGGCCCUGAAGACGAGGCUGAUAUGAAGGCCGUCGAAGAGCUGCGGGCCAAGGGCGAUAAGGAUCGGAAGCGGGUGGCCAAGAUUCUGGAGGAAGGGAGGAGGGAGAAGGCUAUGCUUGCUAGGGCGCGUGCUGAGGCGAGCUAG
Colletotrichum godetiae is the source of this 591-nucleotide messenger RNA. RefSeq names its product CI-B8 domain-containing protein. The transcript is spliced from 3 exons. Bases 1 to 591 code for a protein of 196 amino acids. Gene Ontology annotation, molecular function: structural constituent of ribosome. Gene Ontology annotation, cellular component: mitochondrion. The record is from RefSeq and is a predicted model, not a curated record. Lineage: Eukaryota; Fungi; Ascomycota; Sordariomycetes; Glomerellales; Glomerellaceae.